Molecule: messenger RNA, 4610 nt
Organism: Capsaspora owczarzaki ATCC 30864
Lineage: Eukaryota; Filasterea; Ministeriida; Capsasporidae
Product: nardilysin
Exons: 3
Coding region: 20-4510 (1496 amino acids)
Biological process (GO): proteolysis
Molecular function (GO): metal ion binding; metalloendopeptidase activity
Source: RefSeq, a predicted model, not a curated record
CUUUUAUUCUGUCCUGCAUAUGCAAAUGCUGAGGUUGCCAGGUGGACCAUUGUCCGUCUCAGCUUGCACGGUCAAGUCUGCCAGCGAUCCAUACGAUUACAGAACGAUUCGGCUUCCAAACGGCCUCGUGGCGCUGCUCAUCCACGACCCGCACGGAGCUCCUGCCGCCUCUGGUGCUUCACCUACUGCUGCGAAUGGUAAUGCUGAUGCUGCCAGUGGUGCUGGUGCGCCGGGAAGCAGCUCGGCGGUCUCCGCAGAUCCAGGCAAGCGCGCCAAGCCAGCAACAACGGCCUCCUCUUCUGAUCCCCAGGGCACAGCGAUGAUGCAAGUCGAUGACGAUGGCGACGAUGAUGAUGACGAGUUUGAAACAGAGUCGGAUGAAGGCCAAAGCGGCUCAAGCAGUGACGACGACGACGACGACGACGACGAUCAAGACAGCGAGGACGAGGACGAGGACCAAGACGAACCCGAGGAACGCCAAGAAGACAGUGACGAAGAGUCAGCUGGUCACCAUCGCCGACGAAAAACAGGAGACACAGACGCACAGGAAGCAAAGCGACGGUCCGCAGCUGCCAUGUGCGUCGGCGUUGGCAGCUUUAGCGAUCCGCCAGAGGUGCAAGGUCUCGCGCACUUUCUCGAACACAUGCUGUUUAUGGGCUCGGAGCGGUUUCCAGACGAAAACGCCUUUGACGCCUUCAUCCGCAAGAAUGGCGGCUCGGACAAUGCCAGCACCGAGUGCGAAAACACCAUCUUUCAGUUUGAUAUCGGGCCCGAGCACUUCCACACGGCGCUGGACAUUUUCGCCCAGUUUUUCGUGCAGCCGCUCAUGAAGGCCGACACGAUGGAGCGUGAGCGCAACGCCGUCGACACUGAGUUUGCCAUGGCCGAAUCAAGCGACAGCUCGCGAAAGCUCCAAUUUUUGUGCAGCGCCGGUCGCUCGGGUCACCCCGUCAGCCAGUUUAGCUGGGGCAACGCCAAAAGCCUCCUUGAGAUGCCCGUCUCCCAGGGCAUUGACGUGCGCGAGCAGCUUGUCGCCUUCCACAAGAAGCACUACCAUGCUGGCGUGAUGCGGCUGUGCUUGCUCGGACAGGCAUCGCUUGACACGAUGGAAGGCUGGGUGCGAGAGAUUUUUGCUGCCAUUCCGCCAUCGCCGAUGGAGGCCUACGCUCCCUUGGCCGCCGCUCUUCAGCUCCCGCUUCCUGAGAACGGCAAUGCAGAGGAUGCUCACGCUGCCGGUCUGGGACUGCCUGUGCUCGCGCCGAUGCACGCCCACGCGUCGCUGCUCGGCUCCCCACCGCCGUUUGGCGGUCCUUGGGACGCAUUCACCCCGGAAACCUUCUGCACCGUGUCCUAUGCCGAGCCCAUCAAGCAGCUGCAUGAGCUCAACCUCACCUGGCUGCUCCCACCGCUUUCUCACGCCUACCGGGCCAAGCCGCUCUAUUACAUUUCCGAGCUGGUCGGCCACGAAGGCCCUGGUAGCAUAUAUUCCCAGCUGACGCAGCUUGGCUGGGCGUCUGCCUUGUAUGCCGGCAACGGUGGUACUGGGUACGAAGCCAACUCGUCCUUUUACACGUUUGAUUGCACGGUGGUUCUCACAGACUCUGGCGUCGAGCACAUUCCCGAGAUUUUGCUCUUCAUUUUCCAGUACCUGCAGCUGUUGCGUGACGAAGGGCCUCUGCAGCGACUGUUUGCCGAGCAGCAAGCAAUUGCCGCCAUGUCCUUCCGGUUUGGCGAGCCCAUCGAGCCGAUCGACUAUGUCGAGAUGCUCUCUGGCAACAUGCAGUACUUUCCAGAGGAGGACGUGGUGUGCGGGUCAGACCUCUACUUUGACUUUGAUCCUGCCGCCAUCAACUCCAUCCUGGACAUGCUCGCACCACAAACUGCUCGCAUCUUCAUCCUGUCCAAUCGUGCGGCGCACUUUGCACAGCUGUUUCACGGUGGCCACGCUGGUGGAGCUCCGGCAGCGGAGGGCGAGACUCGAGUUGACACGCAAUUUGAAAGCAUUGAGCCGUGGUUUAAGCUGCCCUACACGACCCGCCCGCUCCCUGAAGCUUGGAUUGAGCAGUGGUCCAACUGCGGUCGACAUCCAUCCUUCUUCCUGCCGCCAGCCAACGCAUUCAUUGCAACAGACUUCAACCUCGUCACUGGCGAUGAGAACCAGGUCCAGGUCCGCGCUGCCGACUACAUGCAACAUCUUCCGUCGCGACUGCUCCCAUCGACCCAAGCUGCCGCUCAUUUGGCCACUGCACGGGCUGCUCAAGCAGCGACAACCACUGUCGUGCCACCCACGGCUGUGUCCAGUCCAGCUGGCUCGACCAGCAAGAACGAGCCGAGCUGCGUCACCAGCAUGGAUGUUGACGGACAGUCGCAGCCCGUCGACCAGCCGCGCCCUCCCCUUUACCCCGUGCUUAUUUCGCAAACGGCGCUUUGGAAUCUGUGGCACCGUCGCGACACGGUCUUUGGCCUCCCCCGCGCCUCCGUUUACAUGCACAUCACUGGGCCCGGGUUCAACCAGACUGCUCGUCAAGUCGUGCUCACCGACUUGCACGUCACUGUGCUGGACACCAUCACCAAGCAAUUUAGCUAUGCUGCAGAUGUGGCAGAAGUGUCGUUCUCGUUGCAGCACGUCCGUCAGGGACUCUUCCUCAAGGUCACUGGUUUCAGCCACAAGCUGCCUGUUCUCUUUGAGCGACUGAUCCAAUGCAUUGCCAAUGUCGGCAUGAGCAUUCGCGACGAAGACUUUGAGCUCGCACGCAACCGCAUGCUCCGGAGGUAUCAGAACGCCUCCAUCAAGCCGGACAAGCUUGCUCGCACGCUCCGACUCGACCUUUUGCAGCAGAGGCGCUUCACCAUUGCCGAACGUGUGCUGCAUCUUGAAGGCGGUGCUGCCGAGACGGUGCUCAUGUCCCGCAAUGCUCGCAACGAGCAAGUGGAGGCGGAACACGUUGCUUCGUUCGGUCGACCGGGAUUGUCCUCCACGCACGACGACACUGUGGCGGCCGUGACAUUGACCGAGCUGCGUGAUCAUAUUACGGCCAGCUUGGCUCGCAUUUUCUGCGACGUUCUUGUCCAGGGCAACAUGAAUUGCAACCAGGCCCUAGCUCUGAUGGCCUCCUAUCGCGAGGCGCUGCAUCCCGUACGAGCCGUCUCCCCUGCGACGCCCUCGAGCAGCACGACAAGCGGCAUGGACUGCUCCCAGUCACCAGCGUCUGCCAAUCUGGAGCAGACGGCGCAUGCAGCUGCAGCUGCAGCUGCCACGAUCCCAGCCAUCCCUGCUCGAAUGACGCCUCGCGACUUCCCUCAAGACUGCACAACAGUGCUCCCGCCGGGCUCUAUUUAUUUGCGUACGCGUGGCCAAAACCCGAAUGACGACAACUCGGUGGUGGAGGUCUACUACCAGUGCGCGAGCUUGCCCUUCCGCGAAGUCACCGUCUCCGUCCUGCUCGAAUGCCUGAUGGAGGAGCCGUGUUUCGAUGUCCUGCGCACAAAAGAGCAGCUCGGCUACGACGUGAGCUGCUGCUGCAGGUACACUGGCGGCAUCACAGGGUUUGGGUUUCAGGUGCAAGCCCAGUCGAGCAAGUUUACCGUCGCGCACAUUGACUCGCGCGUUGAAACGUUCAUCCGCGAGGUUUAUCUUCCGCAAUUGGAAGGGGCGGUGCGCGGCUGGGACGCCAAGUACAAUCCUCGCCCGGUGAUCACGUCCGUCGCUCCAGCUCGCGCCGCCAGCAAGGGUGUGAAGCGCAUUGCCACCAAGCGUGGCAGCCCCGCCCGAAGCGGCGCGGCAACGACUACUCGCAAACCACUGGCCUCCGCUGUCCGGACGUCGGCUGCCUCGACGCGCAGCCACGUCAAAGUCGGAGCAGGACGCGCGAGCGGCGCAAAAGCGGCAAAGUCUACUUCCAGCAAGGUCGAUUCUGCGAAAGCACAACCCACCGAGAGCGACGACGACGACGACGAUGACGACGACGACGACAACGACGACGAGGAGGAGGAUGACGAUGCAUCUGACACCGACGCAUCCGCCAGCGGCAAGAACGACGGCGCUCCUGCGUCUGCCAAGCACGAUGCCGAAAUGUGUGCGAACUUUGAGUCCCACCGGGCUGCUCUGAUUUCCAACAAGCUACAGCAGGUCAUGUCUCUGACGGAAGAGGUGGAUCGCAACUGGAACGAGGUGGCAGACCGCGACUACCUGUACGACCGCCUCGAGCGUGAGUCUGCCGAGUUGCAAACCAUUACCCCGCACGAAGUCUUGGCAUUUGUCAAGCAGUAUCUCGUGCCGUCUUCCCAACGACGGAAGUGCACGGUGAUGGUUGUUGGCAAGUCCGAAUUGACCAACGAUGAAGAUGGACGGCUUUGCAUUGCUGCCAUCAACCAGGCCGAGGCCGCCUUGCCCCUCGAGGCACGCGCCCCUGUUGUGACGCACCUCACCGAGCAGAGCAUGUUUGCCUUCAAGGAGCUCCAGUCCGUGACACCCGCCGUCAGCAGUCUUCACAGUUUGCUCUUGCCCUGAGUGUGUUCGUGUCGCGUUUUUGCUCUUUCGUUCGCUGAUGGAGCUGGAUGGUUCUUUUGGCCAGUAGUUUGUACUUUGUGUCGACUGAGAUGCAUGCCCA